Ornithorhynchus anatinus (platypus) is the source of this 1998-nucleotide messenger RNA. It is a transcript of the gene ASB6, whose product is annotated as ankyrin repeat and SOCS box containing 6. Lineage: Eukaryota; Metazoa; Chordata; Mammalia; Monotremata; Ornithorhynchidae. The transcript is spliced from 8 exons. Gene Ontology annotation, molecular function: protein binding. Gene Ontology annotation, biological process: intracellular signal transduction; protein ubiquitination. Gene Ontology annotation, cellular component: BRCA1-BARD1 complex. The record is from RefSeq and is a predicted model, not a curated record. Bases 210 to 1463 code for a protein of 417 amino acids.
UGGGCGGCUGGAGCCGGGCGGGCGGGUGCUGGGGCUCGGCUCUGAUCGCCGAGUUGGACUCGCCGAGCGCACGGGACAGUGCUCCGCGCACGGGAAGCGCUCGGUAAAAACAAACGGGUGAACGCCCGGCACGCGGAGGCAGCAGCAGCCAGGGGCCCCCCGCAACUGAGGAGAGGGUUCCCCGCGUCAGCUCCCGCUCGGCUGCCACGAUGCCUUUUCUGCACGGCUUCCGCAGAAUCAUUUUCGAGUAUCGGCCUUUGGUGGAUGCCAUUUUGGAAGCUCUAGGGAUCCAAGAUCCAGAGCGACAGGAAACCCUGGAGAGCCCGCGUUACCCGGCCGAGGACGGCAGCCGGGUCCCGCUGCUCACCGAGCUCCUGCGGCGGGAAGCCCGGUCCCCCUUCUACAAAGAGGGGGUGAGCUACGCCCUGCUGAAGAUGGCCGAGCUCGGGCUGGCCCACGCCGCCGACCACCUCCUGCGCAACGGGGCCGACCUCAACUUCGAAGACCCGGUGACCUACUACACCGCCCUGCACAUCGCCGUCCUCCGCAACCAGCCCGACAUGGUGGAGCUGCUGGUGCGCCACGGGGCCGACAUCAACCGCAGAGACCGGAUCCACGAAAGCAGCCCCCUGGACCUGGCCGGCGAGGAACCCGAGAGGCUGCCCUGCCUGCGGCGCCUGCUGGAGCUCGGGGCUGACGUCAACGCCGCCGACAAGCACGGAAAGACCGCCCUCCUGCACGCGCUGGCCAGUAGCGACGGGGUCCAGAUCCACAACACGGAGAACAUCCGGCUCCUCCUGGAAGGAGGCGCGGACGUGAAGGCCGCCACCAAAGACGGCGACACGGUCUUCACCUGCAUCAUCUUCCUGCUGGGCGAGACGGUGGGAGGGGACAAGGAGGAGGCCCGCAUGAUCAACCGCUUCUGCUUCCGGGUGACCCAGCUGCUCCUGGCCCACGGGGCCGACCCCAGCGAGUGUCCGUCCCACGAGUCCCUCACCCACAUCUGCCUCAAGAGCUUCAAGCUGCACUUCGGGCUCCUGCGCUUCCUGCUGGAGUCCGGGGCCUCCUACGACUGCUCCCUCCACGGCCCGUCCUGCUGGUCCGGCUUCCACGUCGUCUUCGACAGACUCUGCUCUCACCCCCGCCCCGAGGACGGCGGCCCCCCGGACCUCCUGCGGAAAGCGGAGACCGUGGUGGAGCUCAUGGUGGCCAGCUCGCAGAGGGUCAGGCUGCCCCCCAACUUCGAGGUCAGCCCCGCCGGCCGCCACUCGGAGAAGAUCGAGGCCCUGCACCGCUCCCUAAAGCAGCUGGAGUUCCGCCCCCAGCCCCUCGGCCACCUCUGCCGCGUGCUCAUCCGCCAGCGGCUGCGGCCGUGGCCCGUGGACGCCAAGGUCAAGGCCCUGCCCCUCCCGGACCGGCUGAAGUGGUACCUCCUCAUCGAGCACGGCGACCGAGACGUCUGAUUCGGCCCGGGGCGAACCCCCCGCCCCGGCCGUCCGGCGGCGCGAGGGCCCGUCUCGUCCGCGGGCCGUCGGCCUGGACCGGGCCUGCCUCGGACUCCCGGGAAGGGGCGGGUAAACUGACUCCGCCCGCGGGCGCGGGAGGGCCGGGGGUUCGGACUGUGCGUGAAAACACCACGUUGCGGGGGUGGGGGAGAACGCCACAAGCCUCCCCUCCCGCUUUUCUCUAAGCAGAAGGUCCGGGAAUCAGUUUGCAUCUCUUCUAACGGCGAUUAUAAAGAAAAGCUGUUCUGCCGGCGUUAAGCUGAGGGGGUGUGGGGGCCAGCGCCCUCUUAGAAAGCCUCCGGCCAAGCCGGCGGCGUGCGGUGUAGAGAACCGUCGGGAGAGCAAUCGUGAUCGAUCCUCCGCCUCCCCCCCCCCCCCCCCCCCACCGAUUUUAAAGCGACGCCGAAUGAACCAACGGUCCAAUCACGUGUGUGUAAAGCAUUGGUGUUCUGAAUAAGUCGGAGCCAUUAAAUCGGGUCUUUUCUCAGUUAAA